Botrytis byssoidea is the source of this 660-nucleotide messenger RNA. RefSeq lists its product as uncharacterized. Gene Ontology annotation, molecular function: N-terminal protein N-methyltransferase activity. Lineage: Eukaryota; Fungi; Ascomycota; Leotiomycetes; Helotiales; Sclerotiniaceae. Gene Ontology annotation, cellular component: cytoplasm. The record is from RefSeq and is a predicted model, not a curated record. Gene Ontology annotation, biological process: N-terminal protein amino acid methylation. The coding region runs from base 1 to 660 and encodes 219 amino acids. The transcript is spliced from 4 exons.
AUGACAACUCAAGCGGCGGACUCGCAGAUUAAUCAUGCGGAUGCUAUCAAUUACUGGGAAGGCAUAGAAGCAAGUGAUGAUGGAAUGCUGGGCGGCUUUCCGUAUAUCAGUCGAGUGGAUAUACAGGGAUCAAAGAACUUCUUAGGGAAGCUGGGGGUAAAGGGUGCGAAAUUGGGGAGGGCGGUGGAUUGUGGGGCAGGAAUCGGUCGAAUUACAAAAGCAUUGCUUCUUAGUGUCGCUGACACAGUGGAUAUUGUGGAACCAGUAACGAAGUUCUCUUCCGCGCUUAUAGAUCAACCUGGAGUUGGCCAAAUAUACUCAGUUGGUCUGGAAGCGUGGACACCAGAUGCAGAAACCAAAUAUGACUUGAUCUGGAACCAAUGGUGUCUAGGACAUUUGACAGACUCUCAACUGGUGGAGUAUCUUCAGAAAUGUGGAAAGAUGCUAAAUGAAAAUGGUUGGAUCAUAGUGAAGGAAAACAUGAGCACGCAUGCUGGCAAUGAUAUGUUUGACGAGCUGGAUAGCAGCGUCACUAGGACUGAUGAGAAAUUCCGUGCACUCUUUGAGAAAGCUGGUCUGAAGCUAAUGAAGACGGAAUUGGCGAAAGGUUUCCCGAAGGGGCUGUAUCCUGUCAGGAUAUAUGCUUUGAAGCCAGAAUGA